Messenger RNA from Volvox carteri f. nagariensis, 2945 nucleotides. Its product is annotated as dihydrolipoamide acetyltransferase. The coding region runs from base 1 to 1404 and encodes 467 amino acids. Gene Ontology annotation, molecular function: dihydrolipoyllysine-residue acetyltransferase activity. Lineage: Eukaryota; Viridiplantae; Chlorophyta; Chlorophyceae; Chlamydomonadales; Volvocaceae. Gene Ontology annotation, biological process: pyruvate decarboxylation to acetyl-CoA. Gene Ontology annotation, cellular component: pyruvate dehydrogenase complex. The record is from RefSeq and is a predicted model, not a curated record. The transcript has 8 exons.
AUGCAGGCGACGCGCGUACCGGCUAAGGCUGGCGUUUCCAGCUCGGCCAAGGCAGUGCCCUCCGUCCGCGCCGGGCGCAGGUGCCUGGUAAUUCCAAAUGCCGUGAAGGAUGUGUUCAUGCCUGCCCUGAGUUCGACCAUGACUGAGGGGAAGAUCGUCUCCUGGCUGAAGAACGUCGGCGAUAAGGUCAAGAAGGGCGAGGCCCUGGUGGUCGUUGAGAGCGACAAGGCUGACAUGGAUGUUGAGUCCUUCGCCGAGGGCAUCCUCGGCGCGAUCGUUGUUCAGGAAGGCGAGCGUGCAAGCGUCGGCGCGCCGAUCGCCUUCGUGGCCGAAAACGCCAGCGAGGUGGAGGAGGCCAAGAAAAAGGCUGCUGCAAUGGGCGCCCCUGCUGCAGCUGCCCCUGCUGCUGCUCCAGCUGCCCCUGCGGCCCCUGCGCCCGCGCCUGCACCGGCGGUCGCCCCGGCUCCCGUUCCUGCGGCGCGCACUGAUGGCCGCGUCGUUGCUACGCCUUACGCUAAGCAGCUUGCGAAGGAGCUGAAGGUGGAUCUGGCCACUGUCUUGGGCACUGGCCCUAACGGCCGCAUCACCGCAGCGGACGUAGAGGCGCGGGCCGCAGGCAAGCCCGCUGCGCCGGCCGCGCCAGCAGCGGCGGCCCCGGCACCUGCCGCAGCCGCCGCUGCCGCCGCUCCGGCCCCGGCCCCGGCCGCCGCCAAGGCCACCAAGGUAUCUGAGCUGAAGGGCACCACCAAGCCUUUCACCACCCUGCAGGCCGCCGUGGCGCGCAACAUGAACGAGAGCCUCAAGGUUCCGGAGUUCCGUGUGUCGUACAGCAUUGUGACCGACAAGCUGGACGCUCUGUAUCAGCAGCUGAAGCCCAAGGGUGUCACGAUGACGGCUCUGCUGGCCAAGGCGUGUGGUGUGGCACUGGCUAAGCACCCGCUGCUGUACGCCGCGCUACCGGAAGGGGGGUCCAUGACACAGAGCCUGGCAGUGAGUGCCUGCGCCCGGUGGCGUGUCUCCCUCGGGGUUCCCCCCGUGCUCAAGAACGCGGACUCGACCGACAUCUACCAGCUGUCCAGGAACUGGGCUGAUCUUGUGAAGCGCGCUCGCUCCAAGCAGCUGCAGCCCGACGAGUACAACAGCGGUACCUUCACCAUUUCCAACCUCGGCAUGUACGGCGUCGAGACGUUCGACGCUAUCCUGCCACCAGGCACUGCCGCUAUUCUGGCGGUGGGCGGCUCCAAGCCCACCGUGGUGGCCACCGCUGACGGCAUGAUCGGCGUCAAGAAGGUCAUGAACGUCAACAUCACCGCCGACCACCGCAUCGUCUACGGAGCUGACGCCGCGGAGUUCCUGCAGACGCUCAAGGCGGUCAUUGAGAGCCCCGAGCAGCUUACCAUGUAAGGAGCAGAAGCUGCUGUCUGAGAGCCGAAGCCUUACUCUGUUUCUUCCCCCUCCUCCUGGGAGCCCUUGAGGAGGUCCUUGUGGGUUGCCACAGUGCAGCAGCGCGGCCUGUCGCGUUGGAUGUCAGUGGUGACAGCGCUGGCAGAGAGCUUGCUACUGCGCCGGCGGUAGUCCGCAGCGGUUGGCAGUGUGGUGUCAGUGUGGCGGCCUCUCACCUCGACCGCCCACGGCCAGAUCUGCUGCUGCGCAACCGUCUGCCGUCUUCCCUACCUUGCGGCUGCUUCGGUUAAGAAAGGUGCGGCGCACCUUCGGCGCCAGCAGGCCAGGACGAAGUGAUAUCAUCCUUUGAUACCCCGGACGUAUGCUGUGUGCCUGUAGUGCUGGCUGGCUGGCCGGAGAGGGACAAAAAAGGAAUUGGGGUCUAGAGAGGUGCACUGAUUCGUGCUUCUUGCGUGGCUAUUUAUCCAUGUGUUUGUGUGUUGCUAACGUUGAUUCAGUUUUGCUGAAGGUUCCAGUCGGAUGGAAGAGUUAAAGCUUGGGGGAAAGGGCAUGGGCCAAGAAGUCGGGCUGCGAAUAUGGCCGUGACCGGUCGGCAUGUAGACGCUGCGAGUGAAGCCCGAUGUCUUGAGGAGGAAAACAGCAGUGCAAGUAAAGUUCGCGGGAGGAUAUCUCCUUCAAGGGCCUGGGUUCAGAAGAAUUUGAAUGUGUUCGGGUUUAAAUGUGUUCGGGUUUGGAUGCAGUCGGCGCACCACAGGCAGGGGCGAGGCGUGAGUCUCUCUGUACGUAUCGGUGUGGGUCCAGUCGCCGGGGAUGUUGUUGGAGCAUCUCUCGUUAUCGACAUGUGGAAAAAGGGUUGGGUUCAGGAAUUCUCGACUGGAAUGGUAUGAUUCUUGUCAAGGUGCGAAGCUCGAGCAUGUCGAUUGUGAACUGCUUUGGAGCGGCGAUUUUGACACGGGCAGGCAUAUUUUUCCUUUUCAGGUCGUUUCGGCCUCUUUAGGCAUGGCGAAUCCCGGAAGUCCUCCAUUGCUGAAUUAAGUAGACAUAGCUCGAAUCGGCAACCACGUAGCACGUGUAACUAUGUGCUGUUCCAGGCAAGAUCGCCAAAAACUCUUAACAUUCACACACAUUUCACCAAACCAAACACCACCUCUUCCAAAGCGCAUUGUACGUGACAUGUUACAAACUAACGCUAUAACCGCCACAAGAAUAGCAACGUCACCACCAAAAGCGUUUAAGCUUGACAUAGCCAAUCAUCCAAUAGCCUGCAGCCAAUCCAAGUCAAAUGACCGGUCUGUCCAUACCAUCCAACUGCAGUAUCUGGGAAUACUGUCCCAAAUGCCCCCCCAUCAGCCGCAUCCGCAUAGGCCGUCAGGUCAGCCUGCAGAGUUUUGUGCCCAUUGAAAUAUCCGAUCCCGUCCCAACCCAGCGGGGCUCGUGACCACGACCGUGGAGUGCUAACAACAGCGGCAGGUCGCGGCCAUGCCAUCGCCACGUCCUCAUUUCCCUUUCGCAUGCUGCUGCCCGUCCACCCCGUACUUGUC